Messenger RNA from Stylophora pistillata, 2445 nucleotides. RefSeq names its product 2-amino-3-carboxymuconate-6-semialdehyde decarboxylase. Gene Ontology annotation, molecular function: hydrolase activity; carboxy-lyase activity. Gene Ontology annotation, biological process: secondary metabolic process. Lineage: Eukaryota; Metazoa; Cnidaria; Anthozoa; Scleractinia; Pocilloporidae. The record is from RefSeq and is a predicted model, not a curated record. Gene Ontology annotation, cellular component: cytosol; cytoplasm.
UUACGAGCGACUGAUUUGUGUUCUCUUCAUGACAGAGCACGACGUUAUUAAACUAAAUGUUUUAGGGUAUACUGUGUGAUGUCUUUCAAAAUCGAUAUUCACAAUCAUAUAUUACCCGAAAGAUGGCCAGAUCUGAAGGAGCGAUAUGGAUAUGGAGGGUGGAUACAACUUCAUCAUCACUGUGAGGGCAAAGCAAAGAUGAUGAAUGAUGGGAACCUUUUUCGUGUAAUAGAUGAGAACUGCUGGUCACCAGAGGCAAGAAUCAGAGACAUGGAUGCAACAGGUGUGACAGUACAGGCCCUUUCAACUGUUCCAGUCAUGUUCAGUUACUGGGCCAAACCAGAAGAUACUCUGGAUUUUUGCCGCAUUAUGAAUGAUGACCUUGCAAAAACUGUGAAGAAAUAUCCCAAGAGAUUUGUGGGACUAGGAACUCUUCCGAUGCAGGCACCAGACCUUGCAGUACAGGAGCUAACUAGAUGCGUGAAGGUUCUUGGUUUUCCUGGAGUGGAAAUUGGUUCUCACAUAAAUGAUUGGAAUCUUGAUGACCCAGAACUACAACCAGUAUUUGCUGCCGCAGAGGAGCUGGGUUGUGCAAUUUUUGUUCAUCCUUGGGACAUGGAGUUAAAAGGAAGGAUGUCCAAGUACUGGCUGCCCUGGCUUGUUGGAAUGCCAGGUGAAACUGCCCAAGCAAUCUGCUGUAUGAUAUUUGGCGGAGUUCUGGAGAGACAUCCAAACCUAAAAGUGUGUUUUGCUCAUGGAGGUGGGGCAUUUCCAUUCACCAUUGGACGUAUUGAACAUGGCUUCAAUGUCAGACCUGAUCUCUGUGCCGUUGAGAACCCAGUCAACCCAAGGAAGUACAUUGGACAAAUUUUUACAGACUGUCUUGUUCACGAUGAGAAAGCUCUCAAAUUUCUAGUUGACACAAUUGGAGAGGAGAAUGUUCUUUUAGGGAGUGACUACCCUUUCCCUCUUGGUGAACAUCACCCAGGCAAACUUAUUGAAGAAGUUUAUAAAGAUAACACAGAACUAAGGGACAAGCUCUUAGCUGGCAAUGCCUUGAAAUUUCUUGGAUUACAGAGAUCUCAAUUUGAUGACAAAGCUGUAGACAACUAGAAGCUUGCCAUGAAGAAGGGGCUUCGUCAUGCAAUCCAUUUGGGCACUGAACCAAAGUUCAGUGGAGUAAUUGUAGCAGUGCACUAUCAGUGUUAUUCUGUUAGUAUACAGAGUGAGUGUAAAAAUGAAAAGACAGUCUUACAUUUGAAAAAUGUUUGACUUAUUUAUGUUGUAUAUUUAUUUAAAAGCAAGUCUCGUGGUUGUGAUAAUGCUUGUAAAAAUUUGAAGUUUCAAUCUUACAGAUGAUGAACUUUGGAAGAAGUUUAUGUUUUAGAGAUUUCAAGAAUCAGGGAGUUGAUUUUCAGUGUAAUAAUUUCAUGUUAUACUAUAAGUUUCCAUGAAGCCAUUUUUUGUGCAUGCUUAAAAAUUAGGUUGAAAUGCUUAAAAAAUUAAACCCUUCUAGAGCUUAUCAGCCCUUUGUUGACGAACUAGGACACAAUUAGAUUGUUCAAUGAAAUUUGUGGUUAUAGGGGUUUAUACUUUUCUAAACAGGGGAAUACUGACUGAGUUUAUUUUUGAUAUGACAACUGUUAGUUAUUCAGUGUAAACACCAGUAUUUAUUUUAACACUAUUAUUGUGACAUUUGUUGAAGCUUGUAAUUCAAAUGUAUGGUACUUUUUUGUGAAAUGUUCUUACUCUUAUGUCACAAAGACUGUCAAAAGUGGUAGUACAUUGUAAAUAGAGUGAGUUCUGAGGGAGUUAACCCUUUCACUACCAGAAGUGAUUAACAUGUAACUUCUCCCCAUACUAUCCAUUCAUUACUCAGCAAACAGGGAAUGAGAAUACUCACACCUAUCAGGUAAAAGUUGAUGAUUUGAUCUAACACCAAAUUUUCAUUAGUAAUCAACAAGGAAUUGUGUAGCAGCUAGAGGGACGACUUAACGAUCAGAUCUUGGGAUUUAAAGGAAGGGUCAGGCUCUGUCUGAACUUGUAUCUUCAUUGCAUCUUCUGUUGGUUGAUCAAUGUAAUAACCCACUCAUGCAGGAUGUUGGGAGAACAAAAUAAAAGUUAGUAAAACACGAGCUGGAGGUGAGUGAUUUAUGAACUUUUCCAAUGUUCAAUCCUUCCAAGUGGGUUAUUAUGCUGGUAUACCAAUAGAAAGUACUGCCCAGGAUUCUAUUGCUUUUUAUGUAAUAAACUUCAAUUUUCUAUGGCUUUUCUGAUGCAGUUAAUGAUAGGUUUUGACCAAUCAGGCCCACUUAUAGUAUCUCCAUUAUUUUAUAAAUGUUCAUUGUUAGAAACAUUUUUUUUCUCCUCAAAGAAUCACACAAGUCUGUUUGGCAAUGUGGCAGUUUCAGAGCCUUCUAUUAAAUUUUCCUCCCUAUCUACUGA